Messenger RNA from Erythranthe guttata (spotted monkey flower), 974 nucleotides. NCBI's taxonomy places the organism in Eukaryota, Viridiplantae, Streptophyta, Magnoliopsida, Lamiales, Phrymaceae. The record is from RefSeq and is a predicted model, not a curated record.
AGAUCAUGAAGAAGAGCUGCACAUUUCGAGCCCGAAGCUUCUCUCUCGUACCACGAGCUGGAUCAGCCCGAUCCCGUCGCCGAAUUUAUCCACGAUUAACCCGUUGCCGCCGCCGGUGAUAAUAUCCGAUUUUCAAGAAAAUCUGUCGGGAGGGAGCGCCCCCUCGAGCCCACAAACACCGAGGAAGCAACAAACGUUUCUUUCGAAAACGGCGAGCGGACGAAACAUGACGACCCCGAUUUUCUUUUCCCAAUCAGCCGCUCGGAGGAAGCCUCCGCCCGUGGAGAGAAAGCUCGAAUGCACCCUCGAGGAUUUGUGCUUCGGAUGCGUCAAGAAGAUCGAUAUCACAAGGGAUGCCAUCUCAUGCAGCGGGUACGAAAUAUAUAUAUAUAAGUGGUCAUUCAGCAUGAUAAAUAAACAACUUAACAUUUCAGAUGACGUGGUAAUUCAUUUCAACAAAUGCGCCGUAACAUUUCCUUUUGUUUUGAUCGACACGCGCAGGUUAAUAGUGCAAGAAGAAGACACACUAAUGAUCAAAGUCAAGCCCGGGUGGAAAAACGGAACAAAGAUCGUGUUCGAAGGGAAAGGAGACGAACGGCCGGGAUCACUUCCUGCCGACAUAAUAUUCGCCGUGGACGAGAAAAUCCAUCCGUUGUUCGAACGAAAAGAAGACGAUUUGGAGGUGGGAGUCGAGGUACCACUGGUGCAAGCUCUCACGGGGUGCACGAUUUCUGUGCCUUUAUUAGGUGGAGAAGAGCUAGAAAUUUGUAUAGAUGAAAUAAUAUAUCCUGGUUAUGAAAAGAUUAUUCUAGGACAAGGAAUGCCUAAGAAUAAAGAAGAAGGAUUGAUGGUGAGAGGUGAUCUUAGGCUUAAGUUCAUGGUCGAGUUUCCGGAAGAAUUGACCGAUUGCCAACGGGACGAGGUUGUUAGCAUUUUACGAGAUCAAUGUUCUUGAAAUAUUCAUCGUUGGUUUU